UCGUGCAUAAAAUUGCAAAAUGGCGGUGGUAGUGAUGUCCGCGGAGUUCUUGAUAAAUGAAAAAUUCGAUAAAAAGGGCGUGUAAAAUGUGUGUGAUCCUGAGAUCGGAUGCCCUCGACUCAGGAAUAUAUCCGAGGCGUUGGGCAAUUGUUCCCGGAUCAUGAAAAAAAACACAAAUUUUUUCACGACGUUUAACUGUCGCAUUCCAAUGUUGUGUACUAUGUCUACGCUUUAAUACAAAAAAAAAAAACGACGGAAUCAAAUGGACAUACGUAAAUUUGUUUUUGUGUGUGCACAAUUUAAUCGUGAUGUUUUCACGAGGACUCAAUGGAGCCUCAUUAAUAACAUAGAGAAAUAAAAAAAAGAACACUUGUCGUUGUGCAUGUGGUGUGUUUGUGUGUGUGUGUCAUCAUCAAAUAUUCCCCAGUGCAAAUCAUCAUUAUUUGCUUAGUGUUUGUGUCUAUAUCCGUGUCUAUGAUUUUUCUUUUUUCUUUAUUUUCUUUUCUUUUGUAUUUGGUGAAAUGUUCUCGUCGCCGGCGUCCGUGGUCGGCGAGCCGUCUGGCUAUGAUUUUGAGAAAGAAGAAAACGCUGCCAAGUGGAAGGGAGUGUUUGUCAACUCCCUGCGCAAGGUAUUGGAGCAAGUUCAUCCCAGUCUAGAAGCUCGUCAGGACGCUUUAGAUUAUGUUGAGAGUCUGAUUUUGAGAAUGUUGGGCAUGCUCUGUGGACAUCCACCUCCUCAUACACCUCAAGACGUAGAGGAAAGAGUAAGACGUACAUUUCCUACUCCAAUUGACAGGUGGGCACUACGAGAUGCAAGAGAUGCUCUUGAAAAAGGAAAGAAAAAAUCGCCACUAGUUCUUCCUGUGGAUAAAAUUCAUCAACUUUUGCAAAAAGAAGUAUUACAGCACAAAAUUGAUUCUCAAGUCAGUCUUUUUGUCGUCGGGGUACUUGAAUAUAUUUCUGCUGAUAUUUUAAAGUUGGCUGGUAAUUAUGUCAAGAAUAUUCGCCACGUUGAGAUUUCCUGCGAGGACAUAAGAGUUGCGAUGUAUGCAGAUAUGGUACUAAUGGACAUGUUUUACCAAGAUGAUUACACGGAAGGUCCUCAAAGCAGUUUAGGGGCUGGGGCCGUCGUGUCUCAGACGUACGAAGAGUCCGUUAGAGAUUUAAUACAUGACGAACGUCAUUAUCUACGUGAUCUUCAUAUGAUCAUUAAGGUGUUUCGAGAAGAAAUAGUAAGAUUCACACGUGACAGAAGUGAAAUCGAAAUACUAUUUAGCAAUAUUAUGGAUAUUUAUGAAAUGACUGUAACGUUACUUGGAAGCUUGGAGGAUAUUAUGGAGAUCACGGAAGAAAAACAGACCCCAACUGUAGGUUCAUGCUUUGAGGAAUUAGCAGAAGCGGCAGAAUUUGAAGUUUAUAAGACAUACGCUAGGGAAAUGAAUAGUUCAGCUAGUCGAGAAAUUUUAACGAGAUUAUUAUCGAGGCCAGAGGCAAAAGAUGGUCUACGAACCGCUGGACACGGUUUUAAAGAAGCUGUCAAGUACUAUUUGCCAAAACUUUUAAUGCAACCAGUAUGGCACUGCUUUUUAUAUUUCGAUUACAUAAAGGUAUUACUUGAACGUACGCCAAAUUCCGAAGAUGGAGAGACUCUGGAACAAGUUCAGGGUGUUCUCAGUCCAUUGAAAACGGAAUUAACCAAAACUGUUGCGAGUCUUCCAAUUAAAGAUAGCGGUUUACGAAUGCAAAGUCGAGCACGUAGACAAGCUGCACUUGAAAAAACGAGUGAACUUCAGAAAACUGUCGAUGGAUGGGACCAAAGAGACGUUGGCCAGUGUUGCAAUGAAUUUAUCAGAGAGGACAUGUUGGGAAAAGUAGGAAAUAAUGGUCGAAGAUUAACGGAAAGACGUGCCCUUUUAUUCGAUGGUUUACUUGUCCUCUGUAAACCAAGUGGAAGCAAAAGAGUCAGUGUCAGUGUCUCGGGAGUUAAUGUAGGAAGUAGUCAUCCUGCUCAUCAGGGAGAAUUGCGUUUAAAAGAACGCUUCUUCAUUCGAAAGGUGGAUAUUAUCGAUCGAGAAGAUACUGAAGAAUUGAAAAAUGCCUUUGAAAUAAAACCAAGGGACCAUCCAAAUGUAAUUCUCGUUGCCAAAUCGGUUGAGGAUAAAAACAGUUGGAUGGCAGAUCUUGUGAUGCUCAAUACAAAAAGUAUGUUGGAGCGAACAUUGGACAGCAUUCUCUUAGACGAGGAGAGAAAGCAUCCACUUAAAUUACCCUCGCCGCAUUUAUAUGAAUUUGCCGAACAAGAUUGUCCGGAAAAUAUUGUUUUAGAAGCAAGGGAAAAUGGUGGUGUGCCACUUAUUAAGGGCGCAACGCUUGUUAAACUUGUUGAGAGAUUGACUUAUCAUAUUUAUGCCGAUCCAGCUUUUGUCAGAACAUUCCUUACAACUUAUAGGAGUUUUUGCUCUCCACAAGAAUUGUUAACGUUGUUAAUAAAACGAUUUGAUAUACCUGAUCCAUCGUUGGUGUACGAGGAAGAAGAGAAGCCAACGGGUUGUAAAACAAUAGCAAGAGAAGACUGGAAGAGGUACAGAAAAGAAUUCUGUCAACCUGUGCAAUUUCGAGUUUUAAAUGUUUUGCGACAUUGGGUGGAUCAUCAUUUUUACGAUUUUCAACGUGAUCCAUCGUUGUUAGAGAAAUUAAAAAUAUUUUUGGAAACUGUUAGUGGAAAAUCGAUGAGAAAAUGGGUAGAUUCAGUGAUGAAGAUUGUAUUGAGAAAAUGUGAGCCCUCGGAACAAAGACCGAUUACAUUUAGUUUUGAGCGUUCACCACCUCCAAUUGAAUGGCAUUUAAAAGUUCCUGAAGAAGAAUGGGGCAUUCUAACGUUGCAUCCUAUUGAAUUAGCAAGACAAUUGACAUUAUUAGAGUUCGAAUUGUAUAGAACGGUGAAGCCUUCUGAAUUAGUUGGAUCAGUGUGGACUAAAAGAGAUAAAGAAAAGACAUCGCCAAAUCUUUUAAAAAUGAUUAAACACACGACAAACUUUACAAGAUGGCUAGAAAAGACAAUAGUUGAAGCUGUAAAUUUGGAAGAAAGAGUAUCUAUUGUUUCGCGAGCAAUUGAAAUAAUGAUGGUGCUACAGGAUCUCAAUAAUUUCAAUGGUGUACUUGCCAUUGUCAGUGCCAUGGGAUCUGCUUCCGUUUAUAGAUUAAAUUUUACUUUUCAACAAGUUCCAAAACAAUUGAAAACUGCACUCGAUGAGGCUCGUGAAUUAAAUAAUGAUCAUUUUCGUAAAUAUCAGGAAAAAUUACGCUCUAUUAAUCCACCAUGUGUACCGUUCUUCGGCAUGUACCUGACCAAUAUAUUGCACAUCGAAGAAGGAAAUCCGGAUUACUUGCCAGGAAGUCCGGAGCUUAUAAAUUUUAGUAAACGACGAAAAGUCGCUGAAAUUACUGGCGAAAUUCAGCAGUACCAAAAUCAGCCUUAUUGUCUUUCGGUAGAGCCGAGAAUAAGGCAUUUUAUUGAAAAUCUUUCUCCGUUUGAUCCAAAUAUGAAGGACGCGGAUAUUAGUAAUUAUUUGUAUGAAAAAAGUAUGGAAAUUGAACCAAGGGGUUGUAAACAAUUGCCAAAAGUUGAUCGCAAAUGGCCAAAUUUAAAUUUAAAAUCACCUGGUAUUAAGGCGAGAAGUCUUAGCGGUAAAUUACCAGCGCCAUUACAAGCCAUGGCUUCUAGUGUAAGAUUACAUGAUCCACCGGCAGAAAGUGCACCACCUUUGGAACUUCCGGAAACUCCUCCUCAUAAUUCACAGAUGCCUCACACUGGUGAUCAUUGCGUUUUUGCACCUGUUAUGUUAGGAGGUCAACCACCGGGUUCACCGGGUCCUCUAAGUAUGUCGGGUCUCUCGAUUAGUUCACCAGGAAGUAGUCCACAAUUUGGAUCACCUGGACAUAUGCCACCACCUCAUUAUCCAUCGCAAAGUACGCAUUUUGGUUUUACACAGAGUUCAAUUGGUGCAAUGAGUUCGUUGUCGGGUUUCACAACAUCGGGCGGCAGUCCUGGUGCACCAAUGCCACCUCCACCAUCUCCGAGUCAUGUGAAUCUUAGCCAACCGCCACCACCGCUACCGCCACGAUCUCAUCGAAGAAGAGAAAGUUCCAUUAGUGAGUCACCACAUCAGGCGAGACAAGCGCCAAAUGCUCCAUUAUUGCCGCCUCGCGAUGGCACAUCUCCACCUCCAUUACCGCCUCGUAGAGAUUUGCCACCAGCUACAUUGCCACCACGAUUACCAGCUACAUUAAAUUCAAGUAGCUCGGCAUUAUUAAUGAGGCGAAAUUCAAAUUUAGAAAGCUCCACAUCGGCUGCCACUCACGCAAGGAGAUAUAUGUCUGUCAAUGGACCCAGUCCUACAAAACUUCCUCCCAAUCAACCCAAUGGAUCAGUAACUCCGAGAUUACCACCGAAACCUCUUCCGGGACGUCCUCCUACAACUAUGUUUAAUUUCAGCGCUCCCCCCGGACCUAGUUAGAGUCAUCAUUUAAAAAAAAAAUACCCUUUUCUUAUCCUUAGAAUUAAAAAAGAUUUUCACGGGAUUGAUUUGUAGAUUAAUGAAAAUAAUUGUCGAAGUCGUGGCGAUCGUCUAAAUGAGGGCUUUGAUGUUUGUAAAUAGUAAUGUUUAAAAAGAAAAAAAAAUUUUUUUUUGGCAAAGGACCAGUAAUAAGACGCACAAAACAAAAAAUUUGGACCACGAUGAACUUCGACUUAGCUCUAUAUAGUAUAAUAAUCUUCAGAGUAUUUUCUUUCUUUCUUUUUUUUAUUGUCUAACGAAUUAAUUUUCAGCAAAAUUGGUUUUUUAAAGAAAAGGAAAAAAAAAAAUUAAUUUUUUUUUUUUGACAUAGAUGUUAAAAUGUGAUGAAAUGAUGUUCAUUAAAUUUCCUAUUCGCCAAUAUACACACAUUCUGAAAACAUGGCACAAGAAACUAUUUUUAGUGAAAGUUUAUUUUUUUGAAAUGUACAGACUGUUGUAAGAUAAACAAUAUAUAUAUAUAUAUAUAUUUUUAGAUAUUUUUUUUACAAUAAAAAUAGAUAAAUGCACAUAACCGAUAGAGAAGUAAGUAGAGAGAAGUUUUUUUUCGAUUCGUUUUAAUACGAGUCAUUGUGCUUCUCGUUUGAGAAUUCUUGCAAAGAUAUUUCGAAAUAGACUCGAACUUAUUUUAUAUAUAGAGAGAUGAAUUAAAUAAUUUUGAUUUUUUUAAUAACUAUAUAUUUGAAGCACACAUAAUCUUGUUUCUUUUUUAUUCAGAAAAAAUUAUUUUCCUUCUUAAAAGAAAAGUGAUUUUUAUUUAUAGAAAGAUAAAAAUUUCUUUUCAAGUAAAAUUUAGUUUUGAGAAAGAAAAUAAAAUUUUUGAAUGAAAAAUUUGAAAUUAGUAAAUUCCUGAAGUCUUUCAUUGUUUUUUAAGUCUCAGGUGUUUUUUUUUUCUAUUUGACUUUUAAGUGUACUAUAAUAGAAUCAAUUUUUAUAAAUGCUCAGCUUUUUUAAAAAUACAUUUGCUUUUUUUAAUUUAAUUUUUUUUUUUUGAGAGAGAAAGAGAGAAUGACUUCUUUUUCUCGAUACUGUGUUAUUAGAAUUUAUAAUGAAAAACUCGAAAUGAAAGAAUACAUUUCAUCACAAUUACUUGUCGAAAAGAAAAUUUUUUAUUAGAACCAAUUUAGCUGUUUAUUUUUGCAUUAAGAAAAAAAACUCUUGAAGAGAUUUUUACUGUCGACAAAUCGCGAUCGUCCCAUUUUUUUUUCUCCUUUGUCCCUUUUAUCUAUCCCUGAACACAACUGUGAUACACUUCGAACGUGGAUAAGUGAAUGUAAUUAGACGUUUAGAAUUUAAAAGAAAAAAACAAAAAAAAAAAUUUUAAUAAUAAUAUAGAUGGAAGAAAGUGCAGUAUCAAAUCGAGUAUCGAUAGCGCAAAAAAAAGAAAUAAAUAUGUAAAUGUAUAUUAUAUAAAUAUAUUCUUGUCGAUAGGUAUUGUAAUAAUGUUAAAAGCAAACAAAAGUGAAAUAUUACAAAGUGUAAAAAUAAAGAAUAUAUUGUGUAGUAAA
This is a messenger RNA of Leptopilina boulardi, 6082 nucleotides long. RefSeq names its product protein son of sevenless (gene Sos). Gene Ontology annotation, cellular component: nucleosome; plasma membrane. Bases 522 to 4517 code for a protein of 1331 amino acids. The record is from RefSeq and is a predicted model, not a curated record. Gene Ontology annotation, molecular function: protein heterodimerization activity; guanyl-nucleotide exchange factor activity; DNA binding. Gene Ontology annotation, biological process: Ras protein signal transduction; positive regulation of GTPase activity. The transcript is spliced from 19 exons. NCBI's taxonomy places the organism in Eukaryota, Metazoa, Arthropoda, Insecta, Hymenoptera, Figitidae.